Messenger RNA from Dracunculus medinensis (Guinea worm), 2616 nucleotides. The record is from the annotation of a GenBank genome assembly. NCBI's taxonomy places the organism in Eukaryota, Metazoa, Nematoda, Chromadorea, Rhabditida, Dracunculidae.
AUGGCUUUUUUUAGAUCGGAUGAAGAUAGCGCAAAUACAGCCGCAUUGCACAAACGUAUUCGAGAAUUAGAAUCAAAUUUGGAAGAAUUAAAAGAAGAUUUAGAAACUGAAAAAAAUCUUCGGAUCAAAGCAGAAAAAAGUCGGCGGGAGUUAAAUGACGAUCUUGAAACACUGAGGACAGAAUAUCUGGAAGCAACUGAUAAAACCGCAGUUUCUCUCGAAAUACAAAAGAAAAAAGAUGAUGAAUUAAAAGAAUUGAAACGAGCACUGGAUGCUGCAUAUGCUUCCAGUGAAUCAAGGAUUGAGGAACUCAAGCAGAAGUACCAAAAACAAGUGGAUGAACUCGAUGAGCAGGUAGAGUUGCAAAGACGUUUGCGAGCGCAAGCGGAUAAGUCGAAGGCCGCAAUUGAAGCAGAAAAAAACGAAAUUGCGGCUGAAUUAACAGCUAUGAUAAAUGCGAAAGCGGAAGCGGAUAAGAAAAGAAAACAAAUCGAAACGAACUCCAUUGAGUUAACGGCACGCUUUGCUGAACUAGAAGCGGCUAAAUCAACUAUAUCUCAAGAUCUUUCUAAAGUACUCAGUGAACUAGAAUCUAUCGUUAAGCAAAAAGAGGAUGAAGAACAAAACGUUACUGCUCUACAGCGAAAAAUAUCGCUUUUGGAACAACAAUUUGCUGAGGCACAAGAUCAGUUACAAGAUGAAACUCGGUUGAAACUUGCGAUGCAAUCACGUGUACGUCAGUUAGAAGCUGAUUUGUCGGAAUCCCUUGAUGUUAAACAUGAAACUGAAUUGAAACAAAAGGAGCUUGAAGCACAGCUUGAAACCAUCCGUAAUUCACUUAAUGAAGUUCGUAAAAAAGCAGAUGAAGGAGCAAUGCAACAGAUUGAAGAAAUGCGAAAAAAAGCCCAACGUGAUCUAGAAUCUGCCCUAAAAUCUGUUUCCGAAGCAGAAGCUGCUCGUGACCGUGCUGAACGAUCUAAGAAGAAAUUGCAACAAGAAGUUGAAGAUGCCAAUAUUGAGUUGAAUAAUGUUAGAUCAAAUGCUCGGGAAUUAGAAAAGAAGCAAAGAAAAUUCGAUCAACAACUUGCUGAAGAAAAAACAAACGUGCAGAAGGUAUCUAAUGAAAGAGACUGCUUAGCGCAAGAAGUACGUGACUUAGAGACUCGCAUUUUAUCGUUAAACAAUGACUUGGAAAGCAUUCGAAUACAACUCGAAGAAUCAGAGCGUGUAAAGCGAAUUCUUCAACAAGAGUUAGAUGAAUCAUGUUCAAAAAAAGACGAUGUUGGUAAAAAUGUGCAUGAAUUAGAAAGAACAAAGCGUCAGCUUGAGGAUGCUUUAGGACAACAAAAAGCACAGGUCGAAGAACUGGAAGAUGCCUUGCAAAUUGCAGAAGAUGCUCGCCUACGACUUGAUGUUAAUCUUCAGGCAUUUAAGACAGAACAUGAACGUACCUUAAUGGCAAAGGAACAAGAAAAUGAAGAGAAGCGACGUUCAUUACUCAAACAAAUUCGCGAUCUUGAAAAUGAGCUCGAAACUGAACGUAGAGGAAAGACAGCCGCCGUUUCUCAAAGAAAAAAAAUGGAGUCACAGCUAUCUGAAUCAGAGAAACAACUUGAAGUAGCAAAUCGUUUGAAAGAUGAUUAUUCGAGGCAAUUUAAAAAAUACCAGCAAAUGAUCAAGGAAUUGCAACAUGAAGCUGAAGAUGCUCGUCAAGCAAAGGAAGAUUUUGCAGUAUCCUUCAGAGAAAUGGAGCGAAAGUUACGUGCAAUAGAAACUGAAAAUUCUCGAUUGGCUGAGAUGGUCGAUACCUUGUCAGCCCAGAAGAGGCAAGUGGAAUCUGAGCGAGACGAACUCGAAGAAACAAGAGGGCGAUCUGGAGGCCUCAACAUCGAUGAAAAACGUAGGCUGGAAGAUAAAAUUGCUGCUCUUGAGGAAGAACUCGAAGAAGAACAGAGCAAUGUCGAACUUGCUGUAGACAAACAGCGUAAAGCACAGUCACAGGUAGAACAACUCACUACAGAACUGUCAAUGGAACGUUCUUCAUAUCAGAAGUUAGAUGCGGAAAAGCAGUCGCUUGAACGAUUAAAUAGAGAGUUGAAAAGCAAGAUAUCUGAAUUAGAAACAUCUGCCCAGUCACGAUCUAGAGCGCAAAUUGCGGCACUUGAAGCUAAAAUACAAUAUCUUGAAGAACAGUGCAACAGUGAAUCACAAGAACGCAGUAAUGCUGCUCGCCAAUGUCGCCGAUUAGAGAAAAGACUUGCCGAUGCCAGUCUGCAAUUAGAGGACGAACGACGUAAUAUAGAACAACAUAAGGAACAAGCAACAAAUGCACGUGCACGCCAAUUAAAACGCCAGUUAAAUGAAAUGGAAGAAGAAAUGACAAGGGAAAGAACUAAAGCGCGUAAUUUGCAACGUGAAAUUGAUGAUCUGAGUGAAGCGAAUGAUACCCUUGCUCGUGAUAAUACAAAUUUGCGUGGUCACCGAAGGCCACGUGAUACUUUACUCGGCACACGGCGAAUGCACAAUAUUCGUAACAAUAGUCCACAUGACGAUCUCGAUAGCAUUGGCUCAGAUUUGACAGAUGAUCUGAAACGCGGUCUUCCUGUGAAAGAAUGA